ACAAAUUAGGUUCUUUCUCUGAUCAUAUCAUUAUUCCAUUAGAUUUCUGCAAAAACCCUUAUCGAUUACAAAGAGCGAAUGCUUUCCGCCUCAUCCAACACCGCAAAAAUCUCGGGGAUAAUCGGGUUUCUAUUUUCCAGUUCACUGUGUUCGUCGCAGUUGCUGUGCUAUAACAUAACAGUGUGUUUCUGAGUGAAGAGAAAUUGGAGACAAAAAUAUGGCAUCUUCUGAUGAUGAAGGCGACGUGGUAACAACCACUGUGUCUGAUUAUGAAUUUACCGGUGGCGUUGAUGAGGAACCGAUUUCAUUUGCCAAGUUACCUGUGGAGUGGAGUGAAGGAAACACUGGUGAUGGAAAGCAACUACAGAUAUACUUGCGCGGAAAAACAGAUAAUGGGCUUCGCACAAUUUAUGUCCAGGUUACCGCUUGGAAGUUUAAUCUCUUAAAGGGGAAGCCUGAGAUCUCAGUGUUGCAAGCGCAGGGUAGUUGGAUCAAGCUUCUGAAGCCAUGGAAACCUUAUUACGAGAUAAUCAGAACGGCUCUGGUCACAGUAUAUGCUUUACACUUUGCUAAGUGGAAUCCUCAGCGGUCACAAAAAGCUUUGUGGGAUAAUCUUAAAGAUACUUUAAGCAUGUUUGAGAGAACGCCCUGUGUGGAUGAUCUGGCAGAUCAUGUACCAUUAAUUACAGAAUCCAUUAAGUGGGAUACAGAAUUGGAAAAUUCCAAGCUUUUGAGUGCAUUCCUUGCGGAAAAACCUUGGGAGAAGAAAACUUCCAAUGAGAAUGUAAGGCCUUCCUUCAUAGUUGAUGAUACCAAUUGGAAGGAGGUUCAAGGGGACUCUGAAGAGGCUGAUAAAAGUGAAGAUAGUGAGCCUGAAGAGGGGGACAAGGCUGAUGAAAAUGAUGAUAGUGACUCCAAUGAGAGUGACUGUUUUGAUUCUGUGUGUGCAAUCUGCGAUAACGGCGGUGAUUUAUUCAUUUGUGACGGCAAGUGCAUGAGGUCAUUCCAUGCAACUGUUAAAGAUGGUGAGGAUUCCCAAUGUCUCUCUCUGGGGUUGACUAAGGCAGAACUAGAAGCGAUAAAAAAUGUUCCUUUUAUUUGUGAUAAUUGCAAGUAUAAAAAACACCAAUGCUUUGCAUGUGGAAAAUUGGGAUCUUCUGAUGAAUUAUCCAAUCCUGAGGUAUUUUGUUGUGUUAAUGGAGCUUGUGGGUACUUCUAUCAUCCUCAUUGUGUAGCUACUCUUCUCCAUCCCGGGGAUGAUGCUGCAACUGAAGAACUAGAGAAAAGAAUUGCAAAUGGGGAACCAUUUGCAUGUCCUAUUCACAAAUGCCAUGUUUGUAAGGAAUUAGAAUUGAGGUCGACCCACGAAAUGCAGUUUGCUGUGUGCCGUCGCUGUCCAAAGGCAUAUCAUAGAAAAUGCUUACCAAGUGAUAUUAGAUCUGAAGAUGAUUCUGAGAAUGAGAUUGUUCAAAGAGCUUGGGAGGGUCUGAUACCUAAGCGCCUAUUGAUUUACUGCUUAGCUCAUGAUAUCGACGAAGAUAUUAUGACACCUCCUAGAGACCAUAUAGUAUUCCCUGGCUCUCGACAAGAGAAAAAGAAAAUGCUCGAGUUGGAAUCCAGUCAAUUUAAGCGUCUACCAAAGGGAAAAGGUUUAGCUUUCAAAGACAAUUCAGGGAAUAGAAUUUCUGAAAAACAACAAAAAGGGAAUGGGGCAAAAGGUGUUGGUCUAUCUAGAAAAAGAUUGAAGGAGCUUCCUACUUCAUCUUCUAAAAAGCAGAAAUUAGCCAAUACAAGAAAUUAUCAGCGACAGUUUAAGCGAUCUUUAAAUGAUGAAGGAAGAAUACCUUCAGUUGACAGGUCAUAUGCCACCUUUUCAGAUACAGAAUCUGAGCCUCUGAAUCCACGCAGUGUGGCCACUGGACAUGCCGAGAAUACUAAGGAGGUCAAGCCAAAUGGGAAAACAACAGAUAAUACUUUUACUCUGGAUGCUGAUGCUAAAAGAAGAGUAUUGACUUUGAUGAAAGCUGCAUCAUCUUCAGUAAAACUUGUAGAUGUUAAAAGAAGGCAUAAACCACCAUCACAAGCCCUGUAUUCAAGAUUUUCUACAGAUAAUGUUACAAUGGGGAAGGUGGAAGGCUCUGUUCAGGCUGUGCAUGCUGCACUCAAGAAAUUGGACGAAGGCAAUGUCCGAGAUGCUAAAGCAGUUUGUGGGGAGGAGCUUCUUCAGCAGGUGUUAAAAUGGAAGGAAAAGCUGAAAAUUUAUCUUGCUCCAUUCCUACAUGGCAUGCGCUAUACAUCCUUUGGUCGCCAUUUCACCAAAAUGGAUAAACUGAAGGAGAUAGCUGAUAUACUCCGUUGGUAUGUUCAAGAUGGUGAUAUGCUAGUUGAUUUUUGCUGUGGUUCAAAUGACUUCAGCUGCCUUAUGAAAGAGAAGCUUGAUGAGAUGGGGAGGGUAUGCUCAUUCAAAAACUAUGACAUCCUACAAGCUAAGAAUGAUUUUAAUUUUGAGCGAAGAGAUUGGAUGGGCGUUAAAAAAGAAGAGCUUCCAGAUGGGUCGAAGUUGAUCAUGGGGCUGAACCCACCAUUUGGAGUGAAUGCUGCACUUGCUAACAAAUUUAUUAGUAAGGCUCUUGAAUUCAACCCAAAACUAUUAAUUCUGAUCGUUCCUCGAGAGACACAACGGUUAGAUGAAAAAGUACCUCCAUAUGAUCUGAUUUGGGAAGAUGAUCAGAUGCUUGCUGGCAAAUCAUUUUAUCUACCCGGGUCUGUUGAUGUAAAUAACAAACAAAUUGAGGAUUGGAACAUUUGCGCACCAGUGCUUUAUCUCUGGAGUAGUCGUGCCUGGACCAGCAAACACAAGGCUAUUGCUGAAAGUCACAGCCACCAUUCUGGUGCUUUGAAGAACUGUAGAUUGGAUACGAAUCACAAUGAGCUGCACACCACUAACUCAGGACAGGUAUGUCAUGGUAAAUCUUCUUCUGCAAGAGGCGAAGAUAAACCUGCAGAUACACCUAAAUCCUUGGGGCAGAGUGCUGAGGAGAUUGCUCUAUGCCAUGGGGAAGUCUUGGACAACGAAACUGUAAGCCACUCGGAAGGUGUGCCUGGUGAUAUCAACAGCACACUUAAAGACCUGGAGCAGAAGGAGAAGGCAACUAUAAGCCGCAGCGAUGGUUUAUCACGCAAUAUCAACAGCUCAUCUACAAACCUGGAUAAGAAGGAGAGGAAGACUAUCAGCCACAAGGAUGAUUUGCCACACAGCAAGGGAGUGGGUAAAAGUCCCGCUGCAGUGAAGAAUCAUUCCGAGACAAGUCCCAAUAGUGUUGGGGGGAGAGAAGACAAGAAAAGAUCACCAAAUAACAUGUUUCCGAAGGACAGAUCAUCUGGCAGGCUUACAGUGCCUCACUGUCUGUCACCAGAUGUGAGUACUCGUGUGCAACCUUAUCCAACUGAGAAUCGUGAAACUACAUCACAGGUUCGUUCUGAAAGAGGUGAGCGUCAUCAAGUUGCACCGGUUCCUCUUGAACAGGGUGACCGUUGGCAGAGUAGACAAGUAGCUGGAAGGGAUGAUCAUCGUCAGCAGCAGUUGAGUCGGGGCAAGUUCCCAACACACCAGUCUUACUCUCAAGCAAAAGAUAGUGUGGAAGUGAGUGAUUUGUUGAAGAAAUACGGUGCUGAAGAACUUCAGCAUGGUAUGCGUGUUGAACAGGCUUACGACGCACAUCGCCUUCCUCAAGGACAGGCAUACAUCCCACAUCACCCUCCCCAACAUGAUAUUAGUGGCGGACAGGCAUACGCUACACAUCACCUUCCUCAACAUGGUAUGAGUGGCGGACAGAUACAUGAUGUGCAUCAACCUCAUCAACGUGGAUGUGAUUGGAGAAGCAGCCAGGGUUAUGCUUCUCCUGCUGCAUCUGUUCGAUCCUUGGGCUCUCCUGCUCCUCCUUACACAUCAUACUCUGGGGAUGUUCGAUCCAUAGGCUCUCCGGCUCCCCCUUAUACAUCUUACCCAGGAGAAAUGAAUGUCCGGAGAGCAGAGGUUCAUGAGUGGAGUCAAGAAAGUGCAGUUCCUCCUUACCAGGGUUAUUCGCAUCAGUACGGACUAGCAGGUGCCUCCUCAUCAAGUUAUGGGGAGAUGAGAGCACCCGCAGCGCAGCGAUAUGCAGCUCGGUUACAUGAGCCCCAUCAUGCAAGGAUGGACCCGAGACCUCCUCCGAGUCAAGGCCCUUUAGGUUUUGCUCAAGGUCCCUAUUAUCCUCACAACACUAACUCGGGCUGGCUUCGUGACUAACUCAUUAGUGGAUAACCUUUUAAAUACUACCUUAUCUCCUUUUAUAGUCUAGCCAUAUAUCAGACUUUUUUCUUACGUUUUUUAAUAGUUAGUUAUAUGUUGUCGAUAAAACGUGCGUUGUGGAGCUUGCAGUUUGACUGCUCAACUUUUGGGUUGUGAAGUGAGAUAAUGAUUUCAACUUUGCA
Molecule: messenger RNA, 4473 nt
Organism: Salvia hispanica
Lineage: Eukaryota; Viridiplantae; Streptophyta; Magnoliopsida; Lamiales; Lamiaceae
Product: protein ENHANCED DOWNY MILDEW 2-like
Source: RefSeq, a predicted model, not a curated record